Aethalodelphis obliquidens (Pacific white-sided dolphin) is the source of this 6720-nucleotide messenger RNA. It is a transcript of the gene VWCE, whose product is annotated as von Willebrand factor C and EGF domains. NCBI's taxonomy places the organism in Eukaryota, Metazoa, Chordata, Mammalia, Artiodactyla, Delphinidae. Gene Ontology annotation, cellular component: cytoplasm. The transcript has 20 exons. The record is from RefSeq and is a predicted model, not a curated record. Gene Ontology annotation, biological process: cellular response to virus. Bases 3714 to 6494 code for a protein of 926 amino acids. Gene Ontology annotation, molecular function: protein binding; calcium ion binding.
UGCUGGAACGCUCCUUUCAAGUAGCGAACUGUCGUCUGUACAUCUCCUUUGUCAGGUGAUCGCUCUUGGUGGGAUCCCAAGGAUGGUGGAUGUCAGGUUUUUGAAAUUCAGUGGUCUUUGGUUGCCCUUGACUCUGUAGUCAUCGUUUGAUUCCCAGGUGCCUGUGUUAGUAAUGUGCGGGGCCUGGGGGUUGCUAGGCCUGCCUUUCCUUAUGUCAUUUUACAGCCAGUUGUAUAUGGAACAUUCAGCCAACUAGCCCCCCAGGCACUGCUCCUCACGCACUGCCCAGCUUCCUGUUGCCACAACGGGCUUUGGAUUCUGAUUUUAUUUCUCCUGGUUUAAUUGAGUAAACCUUUGGUGCCUUAGGUUUGAAAAUACAGGAGAAGGGCACAUUUGGGGUUCACCCUUCUAUCCAGCACACAGAGCCUGUCUUCUUUCAGCUCAGUGGGUCAGAGUGUCUGGGCCCAUAUUUCCACCAGUGAUCCAGUGGGAAUAAAGGCUGCUCUGUCCCAACAGUGGAGCAGGGUUGAUCCCAGGCAUAUUGGCUGGCUCCUUUAAGACCAGCCUUUGAUACAGUGUCAGGAAAAUUGUGGUUUCAAGUUCAAACUGUGGUUUUGAGAGAUUCUAGCUUAAAAGGAAAAGAGCAAGGAAGCAUCUCUGCUUUGGGGGUCUUCCGGAGUAAGUUUCCUUCCCUGGAAGCAUUCCUUGUGUUUCUUUACGGUUCUUUUCCCCUUACUCUCCUGGGGUUUCUGAGGGUGGAGGAUAAGGGUCUUAGGGGAAAAAAUAAUCAUCUCUCAAAAACCACAGUUUGAACUUGAAACUCAACACUGUGAUUUGAAUUCUUCAAGUCAUGGUUUGAAUUGAAAAGGCUGCCCCCAUGCCAGAGACCAGCUUUAGUGAGGCAGGCAAGCAACGGCCUCCAGAUUGUGAUGAUUUAAAAAAUGUAAUCCUAGAUGGGAGGAUUGACUAUAAGGUGCCAAGGUCAGAAAAACAGAAUGUGGUGGGAUUAUGAUUCUGAUGCUUUUCAGUGGUCUGACCUGCAGCCACGGAGACCUGCUACGUUCAGUAGAAGGUUAUUACUUAACCAGUGGCUUCAGUCUUGACUCUGGAAACUGGAGUCCUUGUAGUUUUUUGUUUCCUACAAUCCUGGGUAUAUUCACUCCGGACUGAAUUCCAGCAGUCCUUUGGAGACUGAUGCUCUACUGCCACACUCCCACAUCCCUCUUAAAACCAUUAAUCACCUCUCCCAGGGUGAAAGUUUGCCUUUGGAGCGUUGCUACAGCCAGCUGGAAUGGCUCCUUUCCAUGUAGGCGCUGAUGAGCUCGCCUCACUCCAGGCCUCUGCACGAAUGGACCUUUGGGAGAAUAAUAGAAACACUGACUCAUCACAUGACCAUUUGGAAGGGUCACAAGCCAGAGGCCUUCUUUCUACAGCCAACAACAACUUGAAUCCUCCGCCCUCGGUGGAGGGUCCCUAUUGUAACUGAGAAGCCACAAGCCACAGAACUGGGGAGGAAACACUGAGGAACCAAUAAGUGCCCAAACUGGUCCUUGAAGAUGAAUGAUACUAAGUGAGCGACUCUCAGGGUCCAAACUUUGAGAAGCCUCAAGGGCAAACAAACCAAAAGACAAGAAAAGCAGAAAAUGGUGAAAACCAAACUAAAGACGCAAACGAUGUGAGGAGCAAGGUGAAUGCCGUAAGGUCAAAGAAAUGGGAAAUGAAAGAAAUGUCAGGGGCUGUUGAGGAAGUUUCUUUCAAAAUUCACUGGUCUUAAAUGUCCUGAGCUCCUCCUGCUGAGGGUAGAUGAGGAUUUUCUUUAAGCACAAACUUGCAUCUCAGUCAUUGCAGCUGCCCGCUGACCAAUAUGGAGCAAAGCCUGCCAGAGUUACAGGGAUGAGCUAUGGAGGGGUUGGGGCACCCUGAAGUAGUCGAGUCUAGAACGGAGAAAGCCGAGGUGUGCGGAAGUGUGAGAGAAGAUGGCACAAGGAGUGACAGGUGUGUAAAAGGAGCCUUGUCCUGUGUAAAUGUGUUAAGAACUUGCGGGUAGCUUUUAGGGCCAGGAAGAAUGGGCACUUAUUUGACAUCGAGUGGUGGUCUAGGUAGGAAUGAUAAGGGCAGUGGUGCGAUAGAUUUUGCGGGCUCAAGUGAAGGAAGGGCUUUGUUUAUCCCUAUUGAAUAAUUCAGGGCUAGAUUUCUGACUCUGGACCUUGAAGGUGGGCAUUGAAGUACUUUGUAAGUGACAGUGAGGAAUGCAGUCUGAACGGCAGAGGGGGAAAGUGCACCUUUGGAUGUUUGAGACAAAAAGGAAAGACGGCCUAAGGGUCCUUAGGACUCAGAAUGGACAUAAAUAUGGAAGUAGCAUUCAUCUCACGAUAGAGUAUUUUGGCAACCUACUUGUUGAAAAUGUGUUACUUAGAUGGGUCAAAACUAACAAGGUGAGAUAACAGCCCUAAAGUGAACAUCUGCAAAAACUCAACCACACAGGUUCAGGUAAGGAAAUCGGCUUAGUAGCUUGUGUUUAAUAACAAAAGACAUGACAACAAAAAGCAUCUGAGGCUUCCCUUUACUGUAAACUUUGUUAUGAACUAACAGCAUCAUGGGGUUGCCAAAAAAGCCAGGUAAUAUUAGACUGUGUUGUUAGAAGUAUGGCAUCUGGAAGGAAGGAGGGAAGAGUCCAGACUGCUGUUGGCACACCAUGUUCAUUUGUGGCCACCAGUGUUAAGGACUUCAGUGACAGGCUGAGGUACCCAGUGGGAACUGCAGAGGUAGACCCAAAGGAACUGGGAAGAAAAAACACUUCCUAACAAAUGGAGUUACUCAAAAUUGGAUUGGGCUGCCUUUUGAUAGGUCUUCGUCCCUGGAAGUGUUUAAGCCAAAGCUUGACUGAUGGGGUCUGGGCGGCUAGGGAAGGUUCCUGCACAGAGCUGAAGGUAGGAUUUAGUCAACCUUUCAGCUUUCUCCCAGCUGGAUGGUCCUGAUUUUCAUCCGCCACCUGCUCACCACUUCCCUGCCUACCAUUUCUGACUGUGGCCUGAGGCAGCUGCAGAAGGGGACAAAGAGGAAUCUGUGGGUUCCAGACUGUCUAGUGCCCCCUGACCAGGGAGCAGGUGGACCCACUGACCGGCGCACCCAGGGUUAGGGUGCAGACCUGUUGGCAGGCUGGGGGCCGGCCUAGAAGUGCUCAGCAGCGAAACGACCCAGCGUCCCACCUUGUACAACACAGUCAUCUCGGGAUCUACCUAGACCAGCAAUGCCCGGGGCGCGCAGCCUCCUGCUCCAGCCUUGUUCCCGGAGUCUCUUUCCUCCCCGGGCCUCAGUCUGACGCCCAUAGCCCUUCGCAGGAAGCCGACUCCCAAACCCGGGCCGGGGGUGUGGGCCGAGGACGAAACCCCGCCCCCAGGGGUCCCUGAUCUUUGCCCCCGCCCCGGGCUCGCGCCUCCCCUGAUGGCCACCGGCGGGCGGGCGCCUUUGCCUUUUGUGUGUUUCGUUCCGAGGUGCCAGAGACCCCCCGCCCAGCCGUCCGCCGAGUCUCCUCGCGGCCCCGUGCCCCUCCUCUCGGAGUCCCCAGCCCCCCUGCUCGGCUCCGCGUGCCAGCUCGGGGCUCGCUGGUUCGCUCCCCGCGGCGCCAGGAGGAGGGGCGAGGGCCGGCAGCCCCCUCCCCCGCGCUCGGCGCCGGAGCCUAGCCGAGCCGGGGGGACCCGCCGCCGCCGGUCAUGUGGGCCGGAUUGCUCCUCCGGGCCGCCUGCGUCGCGCUCCUGCUGCCGGGGACCCCGGCCCGUGGCUACACCGGGAGGAAGACGCCCGGGCACUUCGGGGCCGAGAGACGCCGGCUGGGCCCCCACGUCUGCCUCUCGGGGUUCGGGAGUGGCUGCUGCCCUGGCUGGGCGCCCUCCAUGGGCAGUGGACACUGCACCCUUCCCCUCUGCUCCUUUGGCUGCGGGAGUGGCAUCUGCAUCGCUCCCAAUGUCUGCUCCUGCCAGGAUGGAGAGCAAGGGCCCACCUGCCCAGAAGCCCAUGGACCCUGUGGGGAGUACGGCUGUGACCUCACCUGUAACCAUGGUGGCUGUCAGGAGGUGGCCCGAGUGUGUCCCGUGGGCUUCUCGAUGACAGAGACAGCUAUCGGCAUCAGGUGUACCGACACUGAUGAAUGCCUUGGGACCCCCUGCCAGCAGAGAUGUAAAAACAGCAUUGGCAGCUACAGGUGUUCCUGUAGAACUGGCUUCCAUCUGCACGGCAACCGGCACUCCUGUGUAGAUGUAAACGAGUGUCGGAGGCCACUGGAGAGGCGAGUCUGUCACCAUUCUUGCCAUAACACCGUGGGCAGCUUCCUGUGCACCUGCCGACCUGGCUUCAGGCUCCGAGCUGACCGAGUGUCGUGUGAAGCUUUCCCCAAAGCCGUGCUGGCCCCAUCUGCCAUCCUGCAGCCCCUGCAGCACCCCCCUAAGAUGCUACUGCUGCUUCCAGAGGCAGGCCGGCCCGCCCUCUCCCCAGGGCACAGCCCUCCUUCUGGGGCUCCAGGGCCCGCAACUGGAGUCAGGACCACACGACUGCCAUCUCCCACACCUGCACUACCCACGUCCUCUGCUUCUGCCCUGACGCAGCUACUGUCUGCCCCAAUGGCCACCCCAGUGCCUAGUCCCUCUCCGUUGGGGACCCUCAGACCUCCCUCACGAAUCCAGGAGAAGGUGGUGGUGACCCCUUCCUUGCCCAGGGGCCCUGAGGCCACACAGCUGGCACCAGGGCCCUCUGCCUGUUGGCACCUGGGAGCCAUGCAUGAGUCCGGGAGCCGCUGGACAGAGCCUGGCUGUUCCCAGUGCUGGUGCGAGGAUGGGGAGGUGACCUGUGAAAAGGUGACGUGUGAAGCUGCUUGUUCUCACCCGAUUCCCUCCGGAGAUGGGGGAUGCUGUCCAUUGUGUACAGGCUGUUUUCACAGUGGCGUCAUCCGGGCUGAAGGGGACGUGUUUUCACCUCCCAACCAGAACUGCACUGUCUGUGUCUGUCUGGCUGGAAAUGUGUCCUGCAUCUCCCCCGAGUGUCCUCCCGGCCCCUGUCAGGCCUCCCUGAAGUCGGAUUGCUGUACUUGUGUGCCAGUGAGAUGCUAUUUCCAUGGCCAGUGGUAUGCAGACGGGGCUGUGUUCAGUGGUGGUGGUGACGAGUGUACCACCUGUGUCUGCCAGAACGGGGAGGUGGAAUGUUCCUUCACGCCAUGUCCAGAACUGGAUUGCCCCCGUGAGGAGUGGUGGCUGGGCCCUGGGCAGUGCUGCUUCACCUGCAGGGAACCCGCACCCAUGACAGGCUGCUCUCUGGACGACAACGGGGUUGAGUUUCCGGUCGGACAGAUCUGGUCUCCCGGUGACCCCUGUGAGUUAUGCAUCUGCCAGGCAGAUGGUUCAGUGAGCUGCAAGAGGACAGACUGUGUGGACUCCUGCCCUCACCCGAUUCGGAUCCCCGGGCAGUGCUGCCCUGACUGUUCGGCAGGCUGCACCUACACAGGUAGAAUCUUCUACAAUAACCAGACCUUCCCGUCCGUGCUGGACCCGUGUCUGAGCUGCAUCUGCCUGCUGGGUUCGGUGGCCUGCUCGCCCGUGGACUGCCCCAUCACCUGCUCCUACCCUUUCCACCCUGACGGGGAGUGCUGUCCAGUGUGCCGAGACUGCAACUACGAGGGGAGGAAGGUGGGGAACGGCCAGGUGUUCACCUUGGACGAUGAGCCCUGUACCCAGUGCAUAUGCCAGUUGGGAGAGGUGAGCUGCGAGAAGACGCCCUGCCAGCAGGCCUGCUCGGACCCCUCCACGCCCCCCAGGGACUGCUGCUCCUUCUGUCCAGAUUCCCUGGAAGAAAGCCGGGGUCUCUCCCCUCGUGGAGACGUUGAGCUCAGCAAAGUGGCCCGGACCCCCCGUGGAGACCCUGAGGCCCUGCUCAACUGCAGCUCCUGCCCGGGGCCCCCAGCGGUGUCACCUCGGAGGCCAGCGCUGCAGCUCCUCCAGCUCCUCCUGAGAACAAACCUGUCUGACAUGCAGACUAUACCCGAGCCUCCUCUCUACCUCCGGCCUCUCCCGGGGCUCCCGGGCCACCUCCUGUUACUCCAGAGCCCUCGUCCUCGGCCUCCGGGGCCCACACAGCAUCCAGACAGCCUUCUCUGCCUGCCACCAUCCGGCGUAGAGCCUCAGCCCUUUCCACGAUGGACCCCAGCCCCUCAGAGGCCACCGUCACUAUCCUCAGGCCUCGCAGGCUCUCUCCAGCCACCUCCAGACUCUCUGCAGCCCUUGCAGCCACGGCCAGCCCUGGCCCCCAGGAGCCCACCAUGGGGCCCUCACAGGAGGAGUCCACAGUGUAAGCAGGACUCCGUUGCAGGGCCGUGCCCGGGAGACGCCAGACAGAGAAGGCUCUGCCAGAGGCCCUGGGAGCUUGCAGGGCGGCUCUGGGGGCCAGUGAGGCUGCCGACUCCUUCAGGACCCCUGGCGGGGAUGGAAAACCCUCAGGGCCCGAUGUAGCCUUGCUCCCAAGAAGCAUCUGGGAUGUGUUGUGAGACUCCAGCAACACGUUCUCCACCGUCAGCAUCCUCCCUGGACUGCGUGGGCCGCCUGUCUUCUGAGAAAGGUUGGGGCAGCUGAGUCCCUCUGGAGCAGGAGGGUCCGAGGGGCCUGGGAUUCCACUGAGAUUGUGCCACCAGCUGUCAUGUGUCCUCACCCGAGGUUUCCUGAUUAAAAUCUGUCUCGG